Molecule: messenger RNA, 4280 nt
Organism: Mytilus californianus (California mussel)
Lineage: Eukaryota; Metazoa; Mollusca; Bivalvia; Mytilida; Mytilidae
Product: location of vulva defective 1-like
Exons: 7
Coding region: 310-2031 (573 amino acids)
Source: RefSeq, a predicted model, not a curated record
GCAAAACUAUAGUAUUGGGACAUUUAAACUGUACCGAGGAAUAUAUUAUGUGCCAUUCACUUAAGCGGGUUUAAGUAAAUGAAUGACUUUGCGCAUUUAUGCAUUGAACCAUGCAGCGAUACUAAAAUACAAUACAUAUUUCAAUAAUUAAAAUAACGGUAUUUUGUUUGUUUAAAAGUCUGUGUGUGAUAGAUACACUUUUGACAUGUUUCGACUAGGAGUUGUUCGUUAAAACCGGAAAAUGAGAAAGGGUGUGACAAUCGAAGGUAGAAUACUUGUAGUUUUCAUGAAAUUGAUGUGAUUGACAGGAUGUAUGUUGCAUUGUUGUUUUUGAUUGGAAUUUUUAAAGUUUCUUGUCAAUCAUUUUGCCAAACUUCAGCUGAAAAAAAUGAUUUGAAAGUUGCAACAUUUUGUCAGAAUAGUGUAGCCUCAGGAAGUUCAGCUAUCAUUGACGGUUAUGCAGCUCAUGGAACAGAUACAGAUAAGACGUGUACCUGUAGUACCACUGUGUCCAUACCAAAUAAUGGCACUUCUAGUCUUGCCUUUAGUGCUUUGUUUAGUCUUCACCCACAGUACAUUGGCUGUGGUAGCUCAAUAGGUGUUAGAGUAAACAAUUCCGGUCAGAGUACGAGAAUAAGGUGUACCAUUGCUGGUAGUAUAACAGUGAAUAAUGGAGACAAUGUCCUUAUCGAAUUGAAGAAAGAAUCAUCACCUGAAGAUACACGAUAUUGUAUGAAGCUUCAGUUUUCAGAUCCAACAGCAACUCUAAUAGUGAAUUGUAACGGAGAAAAUGUUCCUGUUCCUCCGACCCCACCAACAACAACUGUUUUAACACAAUCAUCUAUCUCAUCUUCAAAUCGGACAGAAGCACGCUCAACAUCGACCUUAUCGUCCACAACGUCACAAAACAUAACUAAUAACUUUACAUCAUCGAAUCCAAUAAUAUCAUCCACAACAGAAGUGGCCUCUUCUUCUUCAGAUUCCCCAACACUUAAAACGAAUUCAUCGACCAUAAUAUCAACAACAGUUUUGGAAACAUCAUCAACAACUAAAGCCAACGUAGAAAAUAAUAUGAGCACAUCAACAACGACAAACACAUAUGACGAAAUGUCUUCUAAUUUACCAGAAUCCGGCAGUACAACAGAUAAUUCAACAUUGUCGUCAAUGGAUGAAAAAUACACGACAACAAUGCAGAUGUUAACUGAUGGUGAUAUUACUUCCCAAACUGAACAAUUAUUAACAAAAUUAACAACAAUGGCUGAUACAACCGUCAUUGAAACCAGAACUCCGACAUUGAUUAAACAAACAACUACAUCUCUAACUAAAACAGUAUCAACCCCAACAUCAACUCAAUCUCCAACUUCAACAGCAACAACUUCAACAGCAUCAACUUCAACAUCAAUUAAAACUACUAGUCAGUUAUAUGAAAUUGAAAGUACAACUGACCAUGGAAUCUCUGCAAAAGCAAAUAAAUCAUCAACUGAAGAAUUGAAAAAAGAUGAAACUACUGUUGCCGUCCGACUAACAUCCCCAGAAAAACGAAGCACCAAAGAUGAACGAUCAACACAGACAUCACAAACAACACCACAACAAACGACACAAAUGCCUGGGGAUACUGGUAGCUCCAAAGAUGAUGACAUUCCAAUUGAAGUCGUAGCUCCUGUCGCCAGUGUUGGUGGGUUGAUCAUCGUUUGUGUGAUUAUUUGUAUAGUUGUUGGAAUAAGGAGAAACAAAACAGGAAAACACAAGUUUUCAGUGGUAAAUUUUCUUUGGCGUAAUGGAUGCGGGUGCACUGAAGAUACAUUACCUCACAGCAAUACACUAGUAGAAAAGGCUUCAACUGAAAUUAAAAACAGAGAAAAAGACACAUAUGUAAAUCCAUUGUAUGAUGACAUAUCGCUUACCGGAAAAUCAGAUCGUUCCGACAGAGACUCUAUGAUGCAAGAAAUUCCUUCAGAUGACGAUUCGGAUGAUUCUUACAGAUUACCGGAAUCAACAAAAAUUGAUGGUGAAUUGUGGACGCAUUUAUGAUAAAUUUUGUAAUAGAAUUCUGACUUGUGCCAUUAAUAAUUAUGCUCAUAUGACAACAAUAUAACCACCGACAUCGUUUUGUAUUCUUCGUUUAAGGAAUUAAAAGUCAAAUCGAUUAGUUUCAGAUAAAAACAAAUCGUUCCAUUUUAGGCAAAUCUAUUAAUUCAGCAGUGAACGAUUAAAUAUAUAUGUAACUGUGAUAUGGAGGAACCUUCAACAUUUUUGCGAUUUUUUUUAUGACUGUACCUAAGCCAACAAUUUAAGUCGUCUCAUUAGAAAAUCCAUAUUUGUUUUCCAGAAAUCAAACAUUUCCUGAAUUUCAAUUAUCUUUUAUAUUUACACCUUUCAUUGCGAGAAUACGCAACAUGAAAACAGCGAGUUCUUGGUGAAAUAAAAUCUGUUAGAACAUGUUAAUAAGGUUUCCAUUUAUCCAGUUUAACAAUCUUAGAUUUCAGUUCUACACUCUAAUACCCACUUGACACGAAGAUGAAAUCAUUUCCAAGCUGGAUCAAGAUUGUUUUAGGGAAAAGUGCAAUUUCAGGAAGAAGAUAUAAUAAGAAAAUGGGUUUGGUCCCUUGAAUUCGAAUAUCAAAAAGUAUUAUAAAUCUACCAAAUAUCAUCAUUCAGGUGAUCAUAAGAUUAUCAAAUAUCAAAAUUAAUAUUUUGAAUUAGUUCUUGCCUAUUUGCAUAAGGGCUCCAACGUCUUGCAUUUAGAGCAAAACUUCGAAAAACUGCCAAAAUAGCCUCGUUUUGAAAUCAUGUCAUUAAUAUUUAGAUAUGAGCAAAGCUCUACACCCAAAAAAGCAUUUUGACUCAAGAAGUAUUUUAAAAGAUGCUAGUUAUAUAUUUGUCCCAGUUUUGAUACAAUUCAUAUAUUGAAAAUCUGAUUUUGUUGACGUUAAAAGGGUUAGAUUGUACACUCAAAGUAAAGAUAUGUAGGGUUGUUGUUCUGAAUUAAUUAUGCAUUCAAGUUGAUGCUUAAAUUAAUAGCCAUAAUUAGCAAUAUAGUCAAAAGAUAUACACAACACAAUUAAAAUUUACAGAAUGUAUAUUUAUGAAUAUCAAAACUUCCUCGUGUUGCGAUGGCACUUGUAUAAUUAAUGAAAGGUUACUUUUUCACAAAAUUAUGUAAAACUGAAUAGAAUGACACAAAAUUAACCGAGUUCUCGAAAUCUUUUUCCUCUGGUGGUCCAAUCUGCUGACCCUUGCUCUUUAUUUCUAUUGCAAAAAAAACAAAAUUGUGUCAGUCCUUGCAAAAGUUUGGUGGUCAAAACCUUCGGACCACCACUUUUAGAGAACUCUGAUAAACCAUAAUGGUUUUAUUAUCAUGACUUAUUUUACGAUAAAAAUGUACGAUUUAUUACUUUUAGAGAUUGGGUGGAUAAUUCGCGACAUAUAAUGCAAAUUGUACGCAGAAAGACUUUCGUGUAUUAUCAUUAUGAAUAAUUUCGAAUCUUAUAGACAAUUUUUUCAAUUUGUUCAAAGUCUGCUACGUAGUAUCUUAGACAAUAUUAUACGUUUAUCUUAAGAUUUGAGUUGCCUCGCCUUGCCCUAUAAAUUAUACAAAAUUGACUGAGAUAUCAGAGACAAAUUGUAUUAUGUGUCUCUGGUGAUAUUAAUGAAUUUGUUGUUCUAGUUCUUGUAGAAUUCUUUGAGAAAGUUAUAAAGGUAUUUACAGUCCGCAUUUUCCUGUUGUAAUGAUGUCUGAUACUAGUAAUGAAAUAUUUACAAAAAAGUAUAAUUUGUACCCAACAAGCUUUCUUCUGAAUCUUCUAAAUUGACCUCAUGCAAAUCAAAAUGAAAAAAAAAACAGCUUUACAUUUGUUUAUUGUGACAUUUUUAAUAUUUUUGUGUUAUCCACAGCAUUAAUGGUGUGAUUCAGUAGAUGUAUCGUAAACACUGGAUUGAUUAUAGUCACGAACCAAAACAGCAUUAAACCAUUGUUAAUGUUUUACAACGCAGUAUUUGUGGUUUAAAGGCUAUUUAUGGUUUUACAUUGAAUUACACAUCGACCGCAUAUCGUGUAUACACAUUAUAACUUACACAACAUGUAUCGUUUUUGUUAUUUAUGUUAACUGUUCAAUAUACGAGUUUUUAUAGGUUGUUAAGGAUAUGUGUCAUAUACCACAAUUUUUGUAACUAUGAAACAUGGUUUGUCCUAGUCUUAUAAUGUAUGAUGAGUUAUUGUUUUGUAUUAAUAAUAUUGCUAUGUACACAUAUAUCAUUUGAUGAAUAUAAUUCUUUUUUUA